AUGUCGUUGUUCGUCUCCAGGGGCAAACUCAGCGCCGGAACGUACUGCGAUCGGCUAUUAGAGGGAUGUUCAAGAAGGUCUUGUCGGAUCCAGAGUCCCAAUUAUCCGGGGAUUUACCCUCGGAAUGUGAGCUGCCAAUACAGGGUGCGCGAAAGAAACGUUCCGCCGGGAAAACACGCACUGAUCGCCGUCAGACAGGCCAAUUUCCAUUAUAAGGAGCACGUCGCCAAAUUUGACGGUGGUGACAGAGGGAUAAGAACUUGGGAUCAGUGCAAUAUGAUGCAAGACUAUCUAGAAAUUUUAGAUGGAUGGGGACAAACUGCCACAACUUUAGCUCAUCUAUGCAGUGGAGAAACCAUUCCAGAAAUUGUCAGCAGUGGUCCUGAACUACUAGUGAAGUUUCACACAUCCCCAUUCGGUAACCCCUUUCAUCCUCUACCAAUAUCAUAUUUACCAGGAUUUGAGUUAGAAGUGGAGAUACUUUAUGUGAACAAAGAAUCUCCAACUUAUAUCGAACAUGGCAAGAAGUGCGAAUUUGUUGUUACGUCGUUUGACAACCCAUCGGGGUAUUUAAAGAACCCUUUACAUUCAUUACCUCCCAACACUACCUGUCAUUACCACUUCAGAGGACAAUCCAGAGAUAUUAUAUGGAUUUCGUUCAUCAAAUAUCAUGUAAUUAACGAACGGCUCACUGACUUUAAUACAGGGGAUUGUAAUGUUGAGCUGCAAAUUUGGGACGGUGAUAUAAAAAGUCAAAAUACUGUCCCACUUAUGGGCCAAUUUUGCAAAGAUGAUAAACCAAGGUUGUGUGAUCACACGUUGCUCAAAAACUCGUCAAGAAUUACAAGGCCAUGUGGUCUCACAGAAAGCUACGUUAGCACAAACUCAGACUUGACAAUAUCGCAUUCUAUUAAGUAUGGAAGUGUUUUAUACCCAGUAAAUUUUGUUUUACGAUACGAAUUUGUUGAUUUGUCCCAAGAAGGUAUACAAAUGACUAAGAAUCCCUGUGAUAGACUUUUUAGAACGCCAAACGGUCGGUUUUACUCUCCGAAAAUUACUUUUCUAUUCGGAAGGGGAGGUAAAGAAGAUCUAACGUGUACAUAUCAGUUCGAAUCAAACGAUCAACAAAGGCUCAAAAUAACUUUUAACAAAGCUCAAUUUGGCUCGAAAACGUGUCACUCAUUUUAUGACCAAGACGCUAACAGAUGGGAGUGUAAGUCUCAAAAAUCGAAUAAUGGCGUGGCCUUUAUUCAAAUAUCCGAAUUUCCGUGGAAGGAUAUCGAAUUGUACAGAGAUUGUAUUUGUCACAAUAUUUCUGAACCGUUCACUGUAAUUACCAAAACAUCUAGUAAAGUCGUUAUAAAAUUUGUUAUUAAGAAAAUGAGAAUUACAGAGGAUUACAAUAAUUAUUUCUUUGAUGCAAAUUUUGAGUUUAUUCCAAAUGACAACAAUUGUCUCAAUCCGUGGAAUAAUAGGCGACUGAGAGGUUCCAGCGGAGAAAUAACAAUUCGUAAUAGUGAACACAAUUUAGAUAAACCAGAAAGUAUUAGUUUUAAAAACCAAAGUAUAAGAUAUUGUCUUCAACAGCCGUGGCUGAUAGAGCCGGAAGACGAAGGAAAUUUUAUCUAUUUAAAAAUAAAAGGCUCAAAAAAGAGAGACUUAAGGCUGUGCCCUAGCAAAAACAGAAUACUGAUAUAUCCUGCCGGUAGAACUGACAUCGUCCAUGUAAUAUGUCCUUAUUUUGAUGGAAGCGAAGAUGUCGUAGAAAUGUUUUCAGAAGGUUGGAUUUUGUAUAGUUAUAAAAAGACGCAAAAUAAAAACUCCAGAAGCUUCAUUAUAGAAUUUUCUAGAAAAGAAAGUGGAAAUUUUGCAGUAACGUGGAUGGAGGUUUCGAAAAACCCUGCCCUCACGUUGCCUACGUCCAUGUUGAUGAUAGCACCACCGGAAUGUCCACAUAGUUGUCCCGAGCUCGGUGCCUGCAUUAGCUCAGAUCUUUGGUGCGACGGCCUACGACACUGUCCAUCCGGUAAUGACGAGCAGGAAUCCAACUGUUCGAUAAGAGGAGGAUUUCCCACGGCCUACCUAAACUCAGCUGCUCUAUCUGCUUUGGCCAUCACCGCACUGCUGCUAGUGGUGAUUGCUGCCUUCUAUGCUUUCAGGCACUGGAGACAAGAGCAGAAGAACGUGAUGGUGUCAGUGACGGAACAUACUUUUUUAGAGUUUAAGAGCGGCUUCUGUUGA
Messenger RNA from Diabrotica balteata, 2241 nucleotides. The record is from the annotation of a GenBank genome assembly. NCBI's taxonomy places the organism in Eukaryota, Metazoa, Arthropoda, Insecta, Coleoptera, Chrysomelidae.